Molecule: messenger RNA, 2748 nt
Organism: Brachypodium distachyon (stiff brome)
Lineage: Eukaryota; Viridiplantae; Streptophyta; Magnoliopsida; Poales; Poaceae
Product: SWI/SNF complex subunit SWI3C
Exons: 9
Coding region: 136-2472 (778 amino acids)
Molecular function (GO): protein binding
Source: RefSeq, a predicted model, not a curated record
CAGGACAGCUCAAAUCCUCCUCCUCCUACUCCUCACUCCUCUCGCACGUGCCGCCCACCCCUCCCGCCGUGGCCCCCCUCACUCGCGGGCACACAGUCCAAGCUCCCUCCGCCGCCCCUGCCGCCGCCGGCGACGAUGCCUCGCAAGGCCUCGUCCUCAGAUGCGAAGCUCAAGUGGCGGAAGCGGAAGCGCUCGCAGGACCCGUCCCCCUCGAAUCUGGCCGACCACUCGGACGAUUCCGACUCCGCCGCGGCCAACGACGACGCCGACGACGCGCCCCACGGCGCCGCUAACGGGGGUGAAACCCUAGGCGCCGGCGCCGGCGGUGAUGACAACGCCGUGCUCGGCCUCUGCGAGGCGGAGGCGCUCUCCUCGCCUGAGCCCAUCUCCGGCUUUCCUCUGGCCUCCCGCCGCCCUGUCAUCAGGCCCCAUCCCUCCGUGCUCGCGGUCAUCGCGGCUGAUCGUGCCGUGGCUGGUGGCAGCUGCGCCUCGGCCGCCCCUGCACCGCCGCUCGAGAACAUCUCGCACGGGCAGCUCCAGGUGCUUGCUGCCAUGCUCCCCGACAACCCGUCCCUGUCCAACGACCCUGACUUGCCGUCCUCCUAUGUCUGCACCGUGCCUCCGCUUAUGGAAGGCCAAGGCGUGCCAAAGCAGUUCUAUGGCAAAUUGCUUGUCGUGCCCAGACACUCAGAUUGGUUCUCACCCAUGACGGUGCACAGGUUGGAGAGGCAGGUGGUGCCUCAUUUCUUCUCAGGGAAGUCCCCAGGGCAUACGCCAGAGAAGUACAUAAUGUUGAGGAAUAAGGUUAUUGUGAAGUAUUUGGAGCGCCCUGCAAGGAGACUUGCAUUUGCCGAGUGCCAGGGGCUUGUCACUAGCACUGCUGAAUUGUAUGACCUGAGUAGGAUAGUUAGAUUCUUGGACACUUGGGGGAUCAUUAACUACCUUGCAGCUGGGUCUGUGCACCGGGGCUUGAGGCUGGCACAAUCCUUAAUCAGGGAGGAGCAAACAGGGGAACUGCAGCUGGCGUCUGCACCAUUGAAAUCAAUUGAUGGCUUGAUUUUGUUUGAUCGUCCAAAAUGCAGUCUCCGGCCAGAGGAUAUUGCUUCUGUGGCUUCAACUUCGUCUGUUCCAGCGGUGGCAAAUGGUGAUACUAGUCUUGCAGAUUUGGAUGAGAAGAUUUGGGAGCGGUUGUCAGAGAAUUUUUGUACUUACUGCUUACAACCUUUGCCCAGCCUGCACUAUGAGUCACAAAAGGAGGCAGAUGUUUCUCUUUGCUCGGAUUGCUUCCACGAUGCAAGAUUUGUUCCUGGGCACUCAAGCUUAGAUUUUCUGAGAGUGGACGGGAAGAAAAAUGGAUUAGAUAAUGACGGUGACAGUUGGACUGAUGAGGAAACUUUGCUGUUGCUGGAGGGUGUAGAGAAGUAUAAUGAUAAUUGGAAUGGUAUCGCAGAGCAUGUUGGAACAAAGUCGAAGGCACAAUGUAUUCACCAUUUUAUUUCUCUUCCAGUUGAAGAUGGCUUGUUAGAGAGCAUUGAAGUACCACAAGCAUCUGUUUCGUCUAGAGUGCAAAGCAAUGGAUUUUUGCAUUCAAAUUCCAAUGGAAACAUUUCAGGUAGCUAUCCUCAAUGUAGCCAACCUGGACAACAGCUUCCAUUCAUCAAUUCUGCUAAUCCGGUCAUGUCACUGGUUGCAUUUUUGGCCUCUGCAGUGGGACCAAGAGUAGCAGCAUCCUGUGCGAAUGCAGCGUUAUCUGUGUUGACGAGAGAUGAUUCCAGGAUGUCUUCAGAAGGCAAUGACAUUAUGGGUCAUCCUGCUCGUCCAAACUAUGAUACUUCAUCAUCUGUCUCUCCGGAAAAUGUGAAAUAUGCUGCAAUGUGUGGCUUGUCAGCAGCAGCAACAAAGUGUAAACUUUUUGCAGAUCAGGAGGAGCGUGAAAUUCAGAGAUUAGCCGCCACCAUCAUAAAUCAUCAGUUAAAGAGAUUGGAGUUGAAGUUGAAGCAAUUUGCAGAGAUCGAGACCCUGCUUUUGAAGGAAAGUGAGCAAGUUGAGAGGGCCAGGCAGAAUCUGACAGCCCAGCGUGUCCGGGUGAUGUCAGCUCGGUUCGCUUCCGCUGGAGGCUCCAUGCCUGGAGGCAGCAGUACCAUGGUAUCAAAUCCAAUGAGUCAAGCCAGCCCUCGAGCACCAGCAAUGCCAGGCUCAGUGCCUCAGGCCAGCAUGCCAGCAUUUUACGCCAAUAACAUGCAGGGCCAUCCAGCGCAGAUGGCUUUCUUGCAGCAGCAACAGAGGCAGCAACAUCAGCAUCAGCAGAUGCUCUCAUUCGGGCCUCGCCUGCCGCUCUCAGCUAUCCACCCUGGCUCAACGUCAUCAGGGCCCAGCGUCAUGUUCAACCCCGGCAUGCCCAAUUCGGUGACCCCCAACCAUCAUCCAAUGCUGAGACCGCCCUCCGGCAACAAUUCGGGGAGUUUUGGUUAACUAGAGAUUCUUGUCACGUCCUAGUUAUCCGGUGUCUGUAGCUCUGAUUCAUGACCGCCGACCAUUGUAAUUCAAUUGCACAAUUUACAGGUAGAUGCAUUUUUAGUUGCUAGCUUUUAAAAUUGUAGUUCUCUUUUUAUCUCGGAAUCUCUCAGUUAUCUUAUAAGAUCGAUAUUUAAUAGGGUAAGAUUGCGUAUAGAGAAGUGGGAGUUCAUCCUGAUGGAAGUAAUUGCUGCCUUGCUCCUGACUGAUGCUAGAAAGUGACCGAAAAUCGAA